AUGACUUCCUACAGCUAUCGCCAGUCGUCGGCCACCUCGUCCUUCGGAGGCCUGGGCUGCGGCUCCGGGCGCUUUGGCUCGGGCGGCCCCUUCCGUGCGCCCAGCAUCCACGGGGGCUCGGGCGGCCGCGGCGUGUCCGUGUCGUGCGCUCGCUUCGUGUCCUCGUCCUCUGGGAGCUGCGGCGGCGGCUAUGGGGGCUCCCUGGGCGGGUCCGAGUGGCUGCUGGCGGGCAACGAGAAGUUCACCAUGCAGAACCUCAACGACCGCCUGGCCUGCUACCUGGCCAAGGUGCGCGCCCUGGAGAAGGCCAACCGCGAGCUGGAGGCGAAGAUCCGCGAGUGGUACCAGAAGCAAGGCCCCGGGCCCAGCCGCGACUACAGUUGCUACUACGAUACCAUCAAUGAUCUGCGGAAAAAGAUUCUUGCUGCCACCAUUGAGAACUCCAAGAUUGUCCUACAGAUCGACAAUGCCCGUCUGGCUGCAGAUGACUUCCGGACCAAGUUUGAGACGGAGCGGGCCCUGCACCUGAGCGUGGAGGCCGACAUCAACGGCCUGCGCAGGGUGCUGGAUGAGCUGACCCUGGCCAGGACCGACCUGGAGUUGCAGAUCGAAGGCCUGAAGGAGGAGCUGGCCUACCUGAAGAAGAACCAUGAGGAGGAAGUCUGUGUCCUGAGGGGCCGUUUGGGUGGCCAGAUCAAUGUGGAGGUGGACUGUGCUCCAGGCAUCGACCUAGCCAAGAUCCUGAGCGACAUGAGAAACCAAUAUGAGGCCCUGGCCGAGAAGAACCGGAAGGAUGCUGAAGCCUGGUUUAUCUGCCGGACCGAGGAGCUGAACCGGGAGGUUGCUUGCAACAAAGAGCAGCUCCAGAUCAGCAAGACGGAGGUGACUGAACUGCGACGUACCCUUCAGGGUCUGGAGAUUGAGCUACAGUCGCAGCUGAGCAUGAAAGCCGCCCUGGAAUGCACGCUGGCGGACACGGAGGCCCGCUUCGGGGCCCAGCUGGCGCAGAUCCAGGCGCUGAUCAGCAGUAUCGAGGCCCAACUGUGCGAUGUGCGUGCUGACACCGAGCGGCACAAUCAGGAGUACCAGCAGCUCAUGGGCAUCAAGUUACGGCUGGAGCAGGAGAUCGCCACCUACCGCAGCCUGCUCGAGGGCCAGGAUAUCCCCUGCAAGGACGCAUGCGUUGUCAAGGCCCUCUGAGUCCUGGGCUUCCUGCCCUCCUGCAGAGGGAUCCCUCUGGGCAGGGGUAUAGAAGGGGAGGGACUCUUAACUCUGUUUCUCCCCCAGAACUGCCAAUAAAACUU
Trichechus manatus latirostris (Florida manatee) is the source of this 1304-nucleotide messenger RNA. RefSeq names its product keratin 19 (gene KRT19). Gene Ontology annotation, molecular function: structural molecule activity. Bases 1 to 1200 code for a protein of 399 amino acids. The transcript has 6 exons. NCBI's taxonomy places the organism in Eukaryota, Metazoa, Chordata, Mammalia, Sirenia, Trichechidae. Gene Ontology annotation, biological process: intermediate filament organization; epithelial cell differentiation. The record is from RefSeq and is a predicted model, not a curated record. Gene Ontology annotation, cellular component: cytoskeleton.